UUUCUAGUUUCUCCAUCACGCACCACCCUCCUUCUCUUCCCUACACAAGAGAAAGGGGAGAAAAAAUAAAAAUAAAAACAAAAACAAAAGGUGGUAGAUGCAUGAGCCACAACAUAACACAACAACAACAACAUAGACAUUAUCUCAUAUUACCACACUCACCACCUUGACUUCCCCAAAUAUUCCUAUAAUUCCCCAAAAUUCAUAUAAUUUCUCAGUUCUCACCACCCCAACUUUGGUUCUCUCUUCUGUGCUGCCACCUUAUCUAACCCUUCUCUGAUUCAGCUACCUUUCCUCCGAAGUUGAAGGAAAUUAAACAUUGUGCUUUGGUAAAGAGACUGGAACUAACAAUGGUAAGCUUAAGAAGGCGCAGGCUUUUGGGACUAUGCUCAGGAAGCAGUUCAUUUGUCACUCCACUCCCUCUGUAUUGCGAGAAUCUAACUGGUUCUGAAAAUUCAAACUGGCAUGCUAAACCUAAGAGUGAACAGCCUGUGCUUUCAGACGAUGCAAGCAUCCUGGACAGUAAUACCAUUGUGCAAGAAGAACCAGGUUCAUCAAAUAUUUCUGGUUCAAGCUCAUCGAAAGAGCAGCUUAUGCAACAAACCCCAGCAGGACCUCCUGUUAAACGUAGGAAGCGACAUAGAAGAAAGAAUUUGCACAAUCAAGAGACAUGCUUAAUGAGAGGUGUCUAUUUCAAAAAUAUGAAAUGGCAAGCAGCAAUAAAAGUGGACAAGAAACAGAUCCACCUAGGGACUGUUGGGUCACAAGAGGAAGCUGCUCAUUUAUAUGACAGGGCUGCUUUCAUGUGUGGGAGGGAGCCCAAUUUUGAGCUUCCCGAAGAAGAGAAGCGGGAAUUGCACAAAUUCAAAUGGGAUGAAUUCUUGGCAGUGACUCGGCAGGCAAUCACACGUAAAAAGCACAAGAGAAGGCUUAGUCCAGGGCCACUUGAUAAUGGCCUUGAACUGCUUCCAUUGCAGAAAGAUGAUUGGGAGAGUAAGCAAGGUGUAAGUGGCUUCUCUGCUUGUGAAACAUCAAUCUCUAGAAAGUCAUAAUUCAGGAACCAGGAGUGAAGGUGGAAAACUCUUCUAGUUCCUACACUCCAACUCUACAUGCUAGAUCCAUUUUUAUUGUAGAAAAAUUCAUCAUUAUAUUAGACAUUGAUGGCAUUGAUUAUCCUUAAAAUAUGCAAAUUGUUACACCACCGUAAUCCAAUAAAGACUCCAAACCAUGUUAGAGGUGUUGAAAUCUCUAUCAGUCAUUCACUAUUUUAUUCUUACGAUCGGUGGAAAUAAAGAUGCUUGUCUUCA
Messenger RNA from Lotus japonicus, 1307 nucleotides. RefSeq names its product ethylene-responsive transcription factor-like protein At4g13040. Gene Ontology annotation, biological process: regulation of DNA-templated transcription. NCBI's taxonomy places the organism in Eukaryota, Viridiplantae, Streptophyta, Magnoliopsida, Fabales, Fabaceae. The transcript is spliced from 7 exons. Gene Ontology annotation, molecular function: DNA-binding transcription factor activity; DNA binding. The coding region runs from base 351 to 1052 and encodes 233 amino acids. The record is from RefSeq and is a predicted model, not a curated record.